AUGCAGAUUUCUAAAUUGCUUUUGUUGUUCGGUGUUUUGCUGUUGACAGGGGAAUCCUUGGCUGCUCAGUGCAAGAACCCUCCCCAGCGCAAAGAGUGGCAACUCACUCAGAGCAGACUCCGAACAUUCACUGGGUGCCGAUUAGGGUCACUUCGCUUUAUGGCAUCGGUAUUUUACCGCACCUAUGAGCGUUACUUAAGAGGGGUAUGCGGCUACAAGGGUGCCCAGCCAUACUGGAAUUGGGCCCUCGAUGCCUCCGCUACGGACAACUCAUUGAUGGCCAUCUUCGAGACGGAGAUCUUCGAUAGCGAAUACGGAUUCGGUGGCAACGGAAAACCAUUCCUGUCUGCAACUGCUGCUGAGAAUCCCUUCGACCUCACAGGCCGUACUGGUGGUGGAUGUGUCCAAGAUGGUCCUUUCCGUAAGGGCAAAUUUUUCAUCAAUCCCAACAUCCACGGCAGUCACCCCUUUGGCGUCGGCGGUGUUCUUGGCACACUUGGAAACUCCGCUCAUCGCCCUGGUGACCCUCUGUUCUUCCUGCAUCACUGCAACAUUGAUCGCGUCCUUUGGAACUGGCAGCAAAAGGAUCUGCCCCGUCGUCUCCACGAGGUCGGCGGUCCUAUUGAGCCACUUGAUUACAGUGGUCAGAAUGUGACUCUUGACUUUGAGAUCAACAUUGGCAAACUUGCCGGGAACGCAACCUUGGAGCAGCUACUCAACACCAAGGGUGAUGUUCUCUGCUAUGACUAUUAUACACCAGAGCUGGCUGCCCCGCAAGAUGGUGGUAAUACUGGUGGAUGGCAUUCUGGCCGUUAUGCUAGACGCGGAUAA
This is a messenger RNA of Penicillium daleae, 831 nucleotides long. RefSeq lists its product as uncharacterized. Lineage: Eukaryota; Fungi; Ascomycota; Eurotiomycetes; Eurotiales; Aspergillaceae. The record is from RefSeq and is a predicted model, not a curated record. Bases 1 to 831 code for a protein of 276 amino acids. Gene Ontology annotation, molecular function: oxidoreductase activity. The transcript is spliced from 6 exons.